AUGUCCGCCCUCACGUCCUCCACGUUCGUCACCAAGUCCGUCGCCGCGACGGCGACGAAGAGCUCCCGGGCGCGACGCGGCGCGCUCGUCGUCAUGAACAACUCGAGCGGGCCGAAGCGGGGCACGAAGGCGGCGCCGGCGCAACGCUCCGUCGGGUACAAGGGGUCCACCGAUGCGGGAUCCGCGCCGAAGACGCGCUCCGGAAAGUCUGGCUACGUUUACAAGCUCGGCUUGAAGAACGGCAAGGCGAACGUCGACGAGUACUCCCCGAUCUGGACGCCGCAAGAUUUCAAGUCCGACGGUGACAAGUACGAGGGUAACCUGACGUACUGGGCCAUCACUUUGGCCGGUAUCAUCGGUACGGGUGCGCUCGCGAUCAUCCUCACGUCUCAGCUUUAA
Molecule: messenger RNA, 399 nt
Organism: Ostreococcus tauri
Lineage: Eukaryota; Viridiplantae; Chlorophyta; Mamiellophyceae; Mamiellales; Bathycoccaceae
Product: Photosystem II PsbR
Exons: 3
Coding region: 1-399 (132 amino acids)
Biological process (GO): photosynthesis
Cellular component (GO): thylakoid membrane; photosystem II; photosystem II oxygen evolving complex
Source: RefSeq, a predicted model, not a curated record